Solea senegalensis (Senegalese sole) is the source of this 1413-nucleotide messenger RNA. RefSeq names its product haloacid dehalogenase-like hydrolase domain-containing 5. The record is from RefSeq and is a predicted model, not a curated record. NCBI's taxonomy places the organism in Eukaryota, Metazoa, Chordata, Actinopteri, Pleuronectiformes, Soleidae. The transcript has 9 exons. Gene Ontology annotation, cellular component: mitochondrion. The coding region runs from base 63 to 1286 and encodes 407 amino acids. Gene Ontology annotation, biological process: glycerophospholipid biosynthetic process.
GUGUGUGUAAGAGAGAGAGUGUGUGUGUAAAAGAGAGAGAAAGUGUGUUAGCGACUGUCGUCAUGUUUUUUCGAGGAAUUUUACACAAGACACUUCGACACAUGUCAACCUCACAGCAGACCGGCAUCCUCUUUGAUGUGGACGGCGUCCUGCUUCGUGGACGCUCGGUCAUUCCCGCCGCUCAGCGAGCGCUACGGAAGCUUCUGGACCCAAACAACAACUUCCUGUUUCCUGUCGUCUUUGUCACCAACGCAGGAAGUUGUCAGAGACACCAAAAAGCCCAGCAGCUGUCUCACCUGCUUGAUGUCCAGAUCGCCCCAGAGCAGGUGGUUCUUUCCCACAGUCCUUUGCAAAUGCUGAAGACGUUUCAUGAUAAAUGCGUCCUUGUGUCGGGACAAGGUCCAGUGGUGGACAUCGCUAACACUUUAGGUUUUAAAAAGGUGGUGACCAUUGAGCAGCUCAGAGAACAUCGCCCCCUGCUGGACAUGGUGGAUCAUAAUAGGAGGCCAACACUUCCUUCGACUCUGCAAACGCUUCCAAAAAUACAAGCAAUCAUACUGUUCGGGGAGCCAAUCAGAUGGGAGACCAACCUGCAGCUGUUGAUUGACGUGCUCUUGACCAAUGGGAGUCCUGGUUGUGAGUACGACACUCAGCCGUCGACUCAGCUGCCGGUUCUCGCCUGUAACAUGGACCUGAUGUGGAUGGCCGAGGCCCCGUCUCCACGGUUUGGUCACGGGAUGUUCUUGCUAUGUCUGGAGUCCGUCUACAGGAAGCUGACGGGUCGUGAGCUGCAGUACCAGGCGCUGCUGGGAAAACCCAGUCUGCUCACGUACCAGUACGCAGAACACCUGCUGCGUCAGCAGAACCACAACCGCACCAUCACAACCAUCUAUGCCAUUGGUGAUAACCUGAUGACAGACGUCUACGGUGCUAACCUGUACAACCGUCACUUGGCUCAGCAGCGUGCUGACACCGUCACCACCAGGUUGGUUGCCCAGGGAACGGGCAGUCAGGUGACCGUCGCUCAGCCGGAGGAGGAGCUGACGUCGACGGCUGCUCAGUGUCGAUCCAUACUGGUGUGCACAGGUGUCUUUAACCCUCGCUCUCCGCUGCUGAGCGACAGGAUCAGCCUUGUGUCAGAGACUGUGUUCCAUGGUCACAGAGACCUUGUCCUGGAGCCAGAUCUGGUGGAACCGAGUCAUGUGGUAGUGGAUGUGGAGGCAGCCGUGGACCUGCUGCUGCAGGGAGAGGCCUCUCUCCGACCUCUGACCCUCUUUGAUAUAUAGAUUGAAUUGAACGUAUAAUAUCCUUUAACUGAAUAAUAAACGUGUGAAACUUAUAACAAAGAUCAUAAAACUAACAUUUAUUUCACUCAUGUAUGAAAAUGUUCUUUAAUAAAGUUUCUUUUCCACA